UCCAAUAUGGUGGUCGGCUCUCAGGAUCUCCGUGUCUCGUUGUUGAUACUGUUGGUCUGCGGAUUCCAGUCGAGCGUGAGCAGCCAAAACUCCCGGCCGCAGGUAAUCGGCCUGCGACUGGAGAAAGAUGUGCAAGACGACCAGGUGUACAUGCGAGAACGGGUUUUAAUCGCACCGCACGGCUACAGCUUUAAGCUUCGGGUAUUCGGUUCCUACCUGUUUAAUGGAACCUGGCCGUGGCUCGCUUUCGCCCGAAAACAUAAAGACGCCGAUGCAGGUGCUGUUCAGGAUACAUGUGAUCAGGAGAACCUGCGCAACUCCUCCGCUUUCCAAGUGCGCGGAGAGUUUGAAGCAAAUGAAGCCAACAGCUUCUUGAUUAAAGUCCAAACCGCGAAGAAAAGCAUCUUAUUAGAUCAAGGAGAUCCUUUUUUGCAUCACUUGUGCUUGUUUAAUGGAAAAACCUGGGAGACAGUGGGGCAGGAUAGAUUUCAAAUAGAAGACCCUCCUGACUGGAUCCCUACUUGGGGUCUGGCCCUAAUUAUCAUCCUGGUGAUUCUCAUAUGUGCUUUGCUACAAUGUUUAAACCUUAGUUUGCUCUGGCUUGACCCUCUUGAGCUCUAUGUCCUGCACAGUUGUGGAUCAGAGCACGAAAGAAAGCUUGCAAAGCGCCUGGAGCCGAUCCGUAGAAGAGGCAACUUUCUUGUAUGCUCCCUACUGUUCCUGUGUGCCUUGGGUCACUCAGUCCUUGGGGUGAUGUUCUACCGCAGCUUCGGAUCCAUCCUACCUGCUGUAUUCGUUUGUGGCACUCUCAUAUUUCUGGUUGCUGAGCUGCUGCCAUAUAUAAUAAGCUCAGGUUAUGGCUUCCAGCUCGCCCCAGGCCUCGUAUGGUUGGCCCAGACCUGUCUGAUUAUCACCUGCCCUUUGUCUUGUCCCUUAGGGCUCGUUCUUGAUUUGGUCCUACGGCGGGAUGUGAGCACUUGCGGAGUGCGCGAGAAGGUCAUGGAACUUAUCCGGUCCAAUGUGACCGAUCCGUACAGUGAGUUUGUUAAGGAGGAGUUCCGGCGCGGGACAUUGAGGAGCAAGACCGUGGAGGACAUCCUGACGCCACUAAAAGACUGCUUCAUGCUGGCCUCAACAGCCGUGCUGGACUUCAACACCAUGUCGGAGAUCAUGCAAAGCGGGUACACGCGUGUUCCUGUGUAUGAAGAAGAACGCUCCAACAUCGUGGAGAUCCUGUAUGUCAAGGACUUGGCCAUGGUGGACCCUGCUGACUGCACACCUGUGACCACCAUCACCAAAUUCUACAACCAUCCUCUACAUUUUGUUUUUAAUGACACCAAACUGGACUCCAUGCUUGAGGAGUUCAAGAAGGGAAACUCUCACCUUGCCAUUGUGCAAAGGGUAAAUAACGAAGGAGAGGGAGAUCCCUUCUAUGAGGUACUGGGUCUGGUUACACUGGGGGAUGUUAUUGAGGAGAUUAUAAAGUCUGAGAUCCUGGAGGAGUCUGAUGGCUAUAUGAACAUGAAAGUAAAACGUCCUUUUCCACCACUGGAGAUUCCUCUUGAGGCACCUGCAGUACAAGAGGAGUUCUCUCUGUUCAAGCCGCCUGAAGGGGAGGCGAAAAUCCGAACAUCUCCUCAGCUCCUGCUUGCCACACAUCGCUUCCUGUCCCGAGAAGUGGAACAUUUUAGCCCACAGCGUGUGUCAGAAAAAGUGUUAUUUCAUCUCUUACGGCAUCCCAGUGUUAAUCAAGAAGUGAAGUUUGACCCAAGCAAUCGAUUGAGUCCUGAUCACUACAUUUACACACGAAACCACCCUGUGGACUACUUCAUUCUGCUGCUGCAGGGUCGUGUGGAAGUAGAAAUUGGAAAAGAGGGCUUGAAGUUUGAAAACGGCGCCUUCACAUAUUAUGGUGUGUCUGCUCUGACGGCACCUUCCUCUGUGCAUCAGUCUCCAGUGUCGACACAACAUCGCUCACCCAAAGACGCAUUUGAGCUGGGAGAAGCCACCAGCCCAUCCAGCUACUGCCCUGAUUACACAGUUCGAGCCCUCACCGAUCUUCAGCUUAUCAGGGUAACUCGUUUGCAGUACCUCAACGCCUUGAUGGCAUCACGAGUAGCACAGAGCCAUGAUCCCCAUGAGAUUAAGAUUCUGCCCAACAGCCAGACAAAACUUCUUAAUGAGAGGAACACCACCCAAGGUACAAGCAAGAUUCAGGAAUGCAGAACUGAAGAAGCACCAUCAUGCCAGACAGAGGAUGUCUGAUAAAACUGAUAAAUUGUGGACCUUUAACACAGUUUUAACCUUUUAUGUCUUUAAUCCCUAGAUGGUUUUUUCUCCUUGGUGCUCACACCAAUUUUACUGCGGGUAAGUUAGUUUGGCUUGUGUGUUUUCGGCAUGGUCAAGUGUCAAAGCCUUUACUGUCUCUCAGAGGCAGCAUGUUAAGGCUUCUGUCAAUAGACAGAGCAGUAGCAGGGCAGCAGGAACUGCUCGGUUUUGCUUUCUACAUUUAAAUAAGAUACACUUUAUUUUUCCCAAUUUAUGUUCAGAUCUUCUAGGCUUUACACUUUAAGAAUUGAUUGCUAAAAGAGUGUUGAAGCAGACUCUUGCUGAGUUGGGAACAUUAAGGGUAUUUUUCUACCUGUAGUAUGUGUGAUUUUACAUAGGAAAGUACAGUUUUCCCCCUUUUUAUUUUCUUUAAGUUUUUGCAUAUUUGUCACAGUUUCAGAUACAAAUACAAUCUGAUAUAAACAAAAAUAGUUUUAUAAUCAUUUAAUUUAUUAAAAGACAAGUUAUCCAACACUGUUCGGCCCUGUGUGAAAAGUUAAUUUCUCAAUUUAUUAGGCAACCAAACAUAUAUAAGUGAUAACUUGGCUCACUCACUAGAUUCAGUUCUUCCAGAAGUCCACUGACAACUCAGUCUUCAUUCCCCUGAAAUAAGGUCAGCUUUAUAGUUCCUCAAUUAGAUAGAAAAAGGCAAAACCACUGCUAAUCAGGAGCUAAAUAAAGGCUAAUCUUACGUAUUAGACCACAAGUCAUGAUUUAAAACUUAUUCAGAUGCUGAGGAAGGACUUUAAAAGGGCAAACCUCCUGUGUGGCUGAAUUUAAGCAAUUCUAUUUAAAUAGUGGGCUAAACUUGUCCAUUGUGAUGUCAAAAACUGAUCUCUGGUUAUUGAAAGCCAUCUAUUGCAGUUGUUUGCUGCUAAAAGUUUGGGGGUCGUUUUCUAUAAUCGAUAAAAUGAUGGACUAAAUAUGGUUUUGCGUUUACUCGGGUUGUUUUGAGCUGAAACGUGUGGCAAAUAAGCAGAAAUAAAACAAAUCAGGAUACAGGCAAAUACUUUUUCAUAGCACUGUAACCAUAUAAGGUAUAACAGGUGUAUUAAGUACCUUAAAUAAGUUUAGGAUAGAAAUAUACAAAUUAAAAGUACAGAAAUAUCCCCAGCAACAAGCAAAUGUACAUUCCAGUAUUUCUGACAGUGCAUCCUUUUUUAAUAAGCAGUUUCAGUAAAAUCAGCCAAUAUACUUUAGAUAGUUCAGUAAUAGUGUAUGACUGGCCAAGAUCAAUACUAUACCAAAACUCAGAGUAUUAUAAGGUGGAUGGAGCCCUUUACUCCAUCACCACACCUACUGGUUGACAUGCUUGCUGUAUUUACAAACAUUAUAAUACUUAUAGGUCUCCCAUUACAUCUUGCACAUUUUGUAUAACUGUACAUGUCAUAAGGCAUUUACAAAACUUCCUUUCUGUUUGCUAGCUGGCAAAGCACCCCCUAGAGUUCAAAACUAAAAGAUCAAACAUAAAUGGUUGUAUUUUACAUAUUGCCCCUAAACUAAAGGGAUUUUCACUAUUAGGGCACAUGACUCUGACAGAACUUCACAUUGCUAAUAAUUUGUGUUGGUAAAAAGAAUAUAUUAACAUUUAUGUAACUCUGUUUACAAAUAAUCGAUAUUAAGGGAUUACAGUGUUCAACAAGUAUAUAGUGACCUGAGCCAGGUCUUUGCCAGGUCAACAACAGCGUCUAACAUUACGAAAACUCGCUUGACUAAAUGGGCACAAAUUUCUACAAACAAUUUUGUGGAAAAUCCUCUCAAAAAGUGGAGCUGUCAUAACCAACUCCACUUUGCCCAUGGUUGAUUAUUUGAUGUCCAUGAUACACAUACAUUUGGCCAUAUAGUGUACCUCAAGUUAAGUCAAAUGUGCAGAGGUCUGUCCUCUCUUUCUCUCUCUUUAUAUAUACACAUACACAUACCUCCUUGUUUCUACACUCACUGUCCAUUUUAUCAGCUCCACUUACCAUAUAGA
This is a messenger RNA of Trichomycterus rosablanca, 4300 nucleotides long. RefSeq names its product metal transporter CNNM3. Gene Ontology annotation, molecular function: transmembrane transporter activity. Gene Ontology annotation, cellular component: plasma membrane; cytoplasm. NCBI's taxonomy places the organism in Eukaryota, Metazoa, Chordata, Actinopteri, Siluriformes, Trichomycteridae. The record is from RefSeq and is a predicted model, not a curated record. The transcript is spliced from 8 exons. Gene Ontology annotation, biological process: transport; magnesium ion homeostasis; intracellular manganese ion homeostasis. The coding region runs from base 7 to 2265 and encodes 752 amino acids.